AUGGAUCAUCCACCACCACCACCACCACCACCCAAAUCAGUGGCAAUAAGUUCUCGUCCACCAAGGCCACCACGAAGAAACACUGCUCCAUCAUCACAAGUCUCUCAGCGGCAGCCGCAAGAAUCAUCACCGGAAAUAAAAGAAUCUCAACUACUUUCAUGGUUUCAAGAAAUAUUUCCUGGUAGAGACCUUCCACCAUGUCUUCAACCGGAGACGAACAAUGUUCCUCCAAGAGACUACUCUUUACAACGCAUGCCAAGUCUUCCUAGAUCAAACGCUGUACCAUGGCAUAAGUCACCAGAACGAUUAUUAUUACGUGAAUUAUAUCCUCAUCUUGAUGUUCUUUGUACCGAUUUGGUAGACAAGCCCGGAGGAGGACUUCGACCACGGCGACCACCGCGGUCUCAGCCUCAGGCAAUAUCAUUUCCUUCUCUAGACUCACAGUCGCAGGAAGAAAUAGUUAUUGCAGCUCCAUCUCCGUCGAAAAGAGAACCGGUGGCAGAAACUGUUGGAUCUCCGCCCGCACGCAAAGGUGGUCUUCGCCAGUGUUGGAUAUUCGUCGUAAUCUUUCGUUGUUUUCAUAACUGUUGCACUAGCUUUGGUGCGUUCUACUUAUUUUACUCGUUCAUUUAUAAUACUAUAGCUGCUUCUACUAUUACUCACGGUGAUGAUUGUUGUUUCAGGUCUACGUUUUUAGACAUUACUUACAUAUAA
Messenger RNA from Lathyrus sativus (Indian pea), 714 nucleotides. The record is from the annotation of a GenBank genome assembly. Lineage: Eukaryota; Viridiplantae; Streptophyta; Magnoliopsida; Fabales; Fabaceae.